Arachis ipaensis is the source of this 1503-nucleotide messenger RNA. RefSeq lists its product as uncharacterized. NCBI's taxonomy places the organism in Eukaryota, Viridiplantae, Streptophyta, Magnoliopsida, Fabales, Fabaceae. The record is from RefSeq and is a predicted model, not a curated record.
AAGCCCUUUGAUGCCAUCGUAGACCAAAACACUCAUACAUUCCAACCUAACCCAGUCCCUUUUUUCUCUCUCUCUCUCUAACACACACACACAAAGAAAGAUGAAAAAAAAAGAAUAGGCAAUGGAAAUAGAGGGAAGCCAAGCGGUGGUGGCAAACAAGGUAUGGAACAUAGUAAGAGUAUUAUUCUUCAUGUUGAGAAAGGGAAUAGCGAAGAGCAAACUGGUCAUGGAGUUCCAUUCCAUUCUGAAACGAGGCAAACUCGCCGGUAAGGCUUCUCACCACGAUUACGAGUUCAGCUGCAGCAACAGCCCCGCCGUCAAAGUCAACCGUUUACGCUCCACCAUCAAACGCACCAAACACCACUCCAAAUACGACGACGUUUCAACCCUCACCGCCGUUCAGAAAGUCCUUGACAUGUUGAAUAACACUGAUCAAAACAAGGUUGACGCUUCGCCUCUCGUCACAUUGUCAGGGUUCGGUAAGAGCCCUAUUGGGAAACAGUUGAGGGUUACCGAUUCACCCUUCCCUCUCAAGGACGAAGAAGGUGAUAACGGCCAAGUUGACAUGGCUGCCGAGGAAUUCAUCAGGAGGUUUUACAAGGAACUCAACAUGCAGAAAAAACUCGCUCUUGAGUCUCCUAAUUACCAUAACUACUACUCUACUUGAGACAGAUAGUAAGAUGAACAAUGAAAACACCACUACUUCACCUUCUUUCUACCUUUAAUAAUUUGUCAUGUAAAUCUCAGCGUAUAUAAGUCACAAGCAUCGGCACCUACCUUCCUUCCACCUAUUUUUAGCUGCUAUAAAUGUCGAUCAUCAUCGUCAAAGUAAUUACUUGGUCAAAUUGAUCAUUAGCACGUGGCAUCAUACUCAUCAUUACUGGCACAACCGGAUGCUGAUGACUACAAUCGCGUGAUGAAUUUUGGUAUUGUUUUGACGUUUAAUUUAAUUAAUUUGGUGGUCCAUCUCUAGCAGUUUCUUUUUCUCUCUGGAUCGGAUAAUGGAUCAAGGCCAGGUUCUUGGGAAGGUGCUGCAAUUCUGCAUGAUGAUGCUUAAUUAAUUUCUUAUUCUAUGCUUUUGAUAAUAAUCUUGUUUCGGUUCACUACACCCUGAUUUGGUGUUUUUGGACUGUUUAUUAUCUUUUCAUACCUGUAUUAUCACAUAUCAUUGGAGUUUAAUUGUUAAGUUGGUUGAUGAAAUAAAGGCAAAAGAUCGAAAAAUAUAAAUGAAAAAAAAGAAGAAGCAGGUCUACAUGUAUAGUGUUUGUGCCUGUCUUGCUGAUGUGGUUAAGAAUUUUACUCUCCAUUCCCAAUAAAGGAAAAGGAUGCCACCUACUACUAUGACUUUUUCAAAAUAAAGUGGGAGAUAUAAAAGCAAGAGCGUUAUGUUCGUAGUGGUUGUAUGUUUGUAAGAAAAUAAAUGACCAGCUUUCCAAGGUUGGUGAGUUGUAAAAUUUUGCUUUAUUAAUGACUUCCCUUUAUGUGCGUUUUCUUUCAUUCAUA